Messenger RNA from Lytechinus variegatus (green sea urchin), 2249 nucleotides. RefSeq names its product tubulin alpha-1 chain-like. The record is from RefSeq and is a predicted model, not a curated record. The coding region runs from base 141 to 1502 and encodes 453 amino acids. Gene Ontology annotation, cellular component: cytoplasm; microtubule. Gene Ontology annotation, molecular function: GTP binding; structural constituent of cytoskeleton. The transcript has 3 exons. Lineage: Eukaryota; Metazoa; Echinodermata; Echinoidea; Temnopleuroida; Toxopneustidae. Gene Ontology annotation, biological process: microtubule cytoskeleton organization; mitotic cell cycle.
GCGUGCAUCCAUAGCGUGGUCUAGUACAUGAGAUGCGAGGUAUAUAACAGCUGCCUGGAAACAGAUCGCCUCCAUUACUCACCAAGCCCUGAUAGACGUGUUUCAUCAUAAUACACGAUCGUUCUUAAAUUCUAAUCAUCAUGCGUGAAUGCAUCUCUCUCCAUGUUGGUCAAGCCGGAGUCCAGAUGGGCAAUGCCUGCUGGGAGUUGUACUGCCUUGAGCAUGGCAUCCAGCCUGAUGGUCAGAUGCCCUCAGACAAGACCAUCGGAGGUGGUGAUGACUCCUUCAACACCUUCUUCAGUGAGACUGGGGCUGGAAAGCACGUUCCUCGCGCCAUUUUCCUUGACCUCGAACCAACUGUUGUAGACGAAGUUCGCACUGGGACGUAUCGUCAACUCUUCCACCCUGAGCAGCUGAUUUCCGGCAAAGAAGACGCUGCUAACAACUACGCCCGAGGUCACUACACCGUCGGGAAAGAGUUGAUCGAUAUAGUUCUGGACAGGGUUAGGAAGUUGGCUGACCAGUGCACUGGACUCCAGGGAUUCCUCAUCUUCCACAGCUUCGGUGGAGGAACCGGCUCAGGAUUUACCUCCCUACUCAUGGAGCGUCUUUCUGUUGACUACGGAAAGAAGUCGAAGCUUGAGUUUGCCAUCUAUCCUGCACCCCAGAUCUCUACCGCAGUAGUCGAGCCCUACAACUCCAUCUUGACUACCCACACUACCCUGGAACACUCUGACUGUGCCUUCAUGGUUGACAACGAGGCUAUCUACGAUAUCUGCCGUCGUAACCUCGACAUCGAACGGCCGACUUACACCAACCUGAACCGUCUCAUUGGGCAGAUCGUAUCGUCAAUUACUGCCUCCCUGCGGUUUGAUGGCGCCCUCAACGUUGAUCUGACUGAGUUCCAGACGAAUUUGGUUCCCUAUCCGCGAAUUCAUUUCCCUCUGGCUACCUAUGCACCAGUCAUUUCUGCCGAAAAGGCCUAUCAUGAGCAGUUAUCUGUUAGUGAAAUUACUAACGCCUGUUUUGAGCCUGCCAACCAGAUGGUGAAGUGUGACCCUCGUCACGGCAAGUACAUGGCCUGCUGUCUCCUGUACCGUGGUGAUGUCGUCCCCAAGGACGUCAACGCCUCCAUCGCAACCAUCAAGACCAAGCGUAGCAUUCAAUUCGUCGACUGGUGUCCAACUGGUUUCAAGGUCGGUAUCAACUACCAACCACCCACCGUCGUUCCCGGUGGUGAUCUUGCCAAGGUCCAGCGUGCUGUUUGUAUGUUGAGCAACACCACCGCCAUUGCCGAGGCUUGGGCUCGUUUAGACCACAAGUUCGAUCUGAUGUACGCCAAGCGUGCUUUCGUCCAUUGGUACGUCGGAGAGGGUAUGGAAGAAGGUGAGUUUUCCGAGGCUCGUGAAGAUUUGGCCGCUCUAGAAAAAGAUUACGAAGAGGUUGGAUGUGACUCCCAAGAAGAAGGAGAAGGAGAAGGAGAGGAAGGAGAUGAAUACUAAGCUUUGAUGUUUGAUUUGUCUUACCUUUCUCGACUUUGAUUUCUAUCAAUCGAUAUCGUGAUGAUGGUAUUUGAUUUAUUGUUUUUCUCGUGUCUCUUUCUGCGCAAUGUAGAGUAUGUUAUCUCGCGCGUUGCUGCAUUAUUCCGUCAGUUAAUAGGAGGGUAUUUGCAAUAUUUUCUCUUCAACAUUGUCUGAAUUAUUAAACGUUGCAGUCGUACCUACGGAACCGACUCCAUUCUGACCGAUGGUCUGUCCAUGGACCAUACUUGUCAUUUGUAAUAUUACAACAUAAUAACUCUCGUAAUUCUCUAGUUGGCUUCGGCGAUGUGGCUGAAGCGAUUUGUCUUUUGCGCAAUGGUGAAAUUCAUAGAUGAAUCUUAAUUUUCUAGUCAUAAUAUGAAAAUCAAAUUUGCGCGCGAUCGCCACGAGCAAAAUUUCACAAUUAUGAUCAAAAUAUAUAUUGAAACCACGGAUGGCAAAAGUCAGGAAGAGAUUGAACAAAAUUUAAUCAGACAUGGAAAUUUUGAUGGAGAAUGUCAAAUUUAUCAUUUUUUAAAUAAUAUUCUGUUCUAGAUCAAUAAACACAGAGACUAGAUUCUAUGAUCAAGUCAGUAAGGAAUAAUUAUGAACAAACAAAUUGAAUCAGAAAUUAGUAUCAAACUCAUGAAUAAUCAUGUUUAAUUGUCAGAAUUAAAGAAAUUUACUUUUUUGCAUUUCAAAUGUGUAAUAAAUUUUACAGUGUGUAUC